Nematostella vectensis (starlet sea anemone) is the source of this 1613-nucleotide messenger RNA. RefSeq names its product integral membrane protein DGCR2/IDD. Gene Ontology annotation, cellular component: membrane. Bases 78 to 809 code for a protein of 243 amino acids. The record is from RefSeq and is a predicted model, not a curated record. Lineage: Eukaryota; Metazoa; Cnidaria; Anthozoa; Actiniaria; Edwardsiidae. The transcript has 6 exons.
CAUUAUAAAUGCAUAAAUUAUUCAGAAGUGGUAGAGUUUUAUAGCAUGGCGGCCCUACGCGUUUUCCUCCCCGCUACAUGACCACGGGAAUGCUUGUAAUUCUCUGGAGUUCUCUAUGCUUGCUAAACUUAUGUUGCAAGCUAGAUCUAGUCAAAGGAGAUGCCACUUUCGACAAUAUGAAGGAGGCUCCUCUAUCCACAAAGCAAGUCCAUAGAACAUUUAGAGCGGCAGAUUCAUGCUAUGACAUUGAUGGUAACCAAGUAGCGAAUGGGCAGAGUUAUGUCCCGUCUGGGAACAAUGCUUGUGUACACUGCAAGUGUGUGUCUGGGGGACCAGAGGAGUGCUUUACCACAAAGUGUGCUGUCCCGACAUGUCAAAAGUACAAGGCGCUGCCUGGAAAGUGUUGUGCAUACACAUGCCUUGAUGAAUCUACAGAGAAGGCAGAGCUUGCCAUAAUUGUGAGCUUAUCAGUUGGCCUUGUGCUGUUGCUACUUCUACUGGGACUAGUGAUUCACAGAAACCGCAAGAGGUUAAGACGGCGGCAACAUGAGGAGCCUGCCAUGGACCCGGAAGAACGGGGUGAGCAGCAAGGGAACAAUAACUCAUUAGACAGCCCACUCAACAAUCAACUGACUCCUAUACAAGAGGAAACAGAGGGCCCUCAAGAAUUUGAGCCCCCGCCCCCAUACACACCCAUAUGUAAUGUCCACAAGUGCAAAGCGUCUCAAAUACACAACAGUCGACAUCCACCAAAUGAGCCGCCACCACCAUACCACAUAGACUCCAAUUUGAGAGCAACACCUGUGUAGCUCAAUAUAAAUGCCAGAAUGUACCUUGAGGGAUGUUACAAUGAAUGUACUGGAAGAAAAAUAGGGUGUAUCGGAGAGAAGAAGACAAUGGAGGCUAUCAAAUAAGCCACAAUAAGGAUAAUCUUAUAAUUUGGUAAAGAAAAUGUGGAGGCAUCACUCAAAGAUAUCUAAUAUGUUUGAAACAAAGAAUAUACAGUAAUGUUUACAACCAUUCUGUAAUGCCCAAGUUGUACUGUAAAACCAAUGCCUGGAGGAUUUUCUCGAUGUUCAAUGCCGAGACAACAGUAGAGAAUAAUAGGACAGUGAAAUCUAAAAUGUUAAUAACAGUACAGUUUUAAAAGUUGAUGGAGAAUUUGUUGAAGUAUUAGAAGUUUCAAGUUCGAUGUUUUUUAGAGGCUGCAAGUACUGUCAAUGCUCAUUUUAGCUCCCUUCCAUAUGAACAUAACAUAUCAAACAAAUGCCCCCGACACAAUCACCUAGAAGAUGCGGAGAUGCACAUAAACAAAUAAGCUCCCCAUCUCAAAUUAGCACACUCUCACACGAGCCGCCCAAAAUUAAUAAGAGCCUGAAUGAUCAUUUAUGGUAAUUGCCUGGCUUCCAUCAUUAUUUAAACAGGUAGGCAGAAGGAAAAAAGAAAAGUUAUUUAAUGUACAUAAUUAUCUUGUUACUGUGUAAAAUAUGUGACUGUAAAUGUUCUUAUUACUGCUGUGAUAAUUAUUCCAGAAUGUUCUGGCUCAUUUUUUUUAGUUUUAUGCCUUAAAUAAUAUUACCAUUAAAAAGUUAAUGAAAAUAAAUGUUUAACAA